Messenger RNA from Desarmillaria tabescens, 835 nucleotides. RefSeq names its product RNA polymerase Rpb4-domain-containing protein. Bases 89 to 724 code for a protein of 211 amino acids. The record is from RefSeq and is a predicted model, not a curated record. Gene Ontology annotation, molecular function: nucleotide binding. Gene Ontology annotation, cellular component: RNA polymerase III complex. Lineage: Eukaryota; Fungi; Basidiomycota; Agaricomycetes; Agaricales; Physalacriaceae. The transcript has 4 exons. Gene Ontology annotation, biological process: transcription initiation at RNA polymerase III promoter.
GCAGGCAAGCCUUGAGUCACGCGCCCUACUGUCCCUACUGUCGACCGCAGCGGGCCGUCCACUCCGAUCACUGUUUUUUCAUUGCUUCAUGGAGGUGGUAAACACGCGGUCGGCCCUAUUGUCAAACUUUGAAGUACUAUCUUUGUUACGCGAACUCGAGAACGACCAUCUUGCACGCACGAAAACUGCCUUGCGAAUAAAAAAGGAGGAAGAAGCUGCUGGUGUUGUUUCUUCGAUCGUACCAGGGGAGAAACACCCAAGUAAUGUUGAAGUCAUUCAUAAUCUGCGGACAAUCGAAGUUGAGGCAAUCCAGUACCUAUCUGCAGAAUAUCAGCCCACCAAGUCCCAGACGGAGCAAGGCAUCACGCGGGUUGUAAAGGACCUCGAUAAGUACUCCUUGACGAAAGCAGAGAAAUUGCAGGUGGUAAAUCUCGCUCCCACUUUACCCGUGGAGCUCUACGUGAUUGUAGAAGACCUCGAGGAUCGGUUAGGAGAAUCCAUGGAAGAAAUCCUUGCGAACGUUCAGUCUUCGUUAUCUUCCUCGGCGAGCACGACGACGGAAAUGAAUUCAUAUCCAUCUACUGUCCAUGAGGAGUUUGAGCCAGCAAACGAGGAAGACACGUCGUUCUGGGAUGCUGAAGGCGACGUCGAUACUGAGAUACAGUUUGAUGAUACGGGAGAAGGUGCUGGAGUCGAGGGCGAUCUUGAUGUCGAAGACGACUAAGUGAGAGCAUAUUUCUCUUGUAUCUUGUCCCUUCAUAUGUAUCAGUUAGACAAGCAUCUGUCCCAUUUCCUCCAUAAUAUGUAAUACAGCGCUGUUAUAACACAGGACCUU